CUUCUAAGCGCGUUUUUCCGGUCGGAGCCUUCUCUUCGCCUUUUCUUCGCCAUCGUGCGCCACCUGCCCGCCUAGCCUUCUCGCCAUGUCUUCUCACAAGACUUUCAGAAUCAAGCGGUUCCUGGCUAAGAAACAAAAGCAAAAUCGUCCUAUUCCUCAGUGGAUUCGGAUGAAAACUGGCAACAAAAUCAGGUACAACUCCAAGAGAAGACACUGGAGGAGAACGAAGCUGGGCCUGUAAGGAGUCAACAAUGAAUGGCAAAACAGUGAUGAAUCGUGAUCCUUGAUGAGUGUUCAACUACAAGAUGAAGUUCAACAUUUUCAAUCUGGAGACUUGAUUAUGUUUAAGUUGGGAGUGGUUUCUCCAGUAAUAAAAUGUAGAACCUUUUGAACUG
Molecule: messenger RNA, 395 nt
Organism: Microtus ochrogaster (prairie vole)
Lineage: Eukaryota; Metazoa; Chordata; Mammalia; Rodentia; Cricetidae
Gene: Rpl39
Product: ribosomal protein L39
Biological process (GO): translation
Cellular component (GO): cytosolic large ribosomal subunit; ribosome
Molecular function (GO): structural constituent of ribosome
Source: RefSeq, a predicted model, not a curated record